AUUCUUUAGUGAACGUGGUGGUAGGUAACAGUCGCAUGGUGUGCGCAGUAGAUUCGGUAGAGAGCGAGUUUCUCUUCGUUGGCUCAAAGGUUGAGUAUCGUAAACGACGUCGGCUAUCGUCAACGUCGGCCAUCGUCAACGUCGGCCAUCGCCAACGUCAGCUAUCGUCAACGUCGGUCGUCGUCGGUUCGGAUAGUACCAUAGUAGUCCGUCGCCCAAAAGCGUUGAACGAUGCGACGCUGUGUUGCGACGUGUGGCGCGGUACCACGACCGAUACGUAUUUCAUGUGGUCGGCUCGUACCAGGUUUUCUCGCCACGGUGCACGGGGAGCCGCCAGUGAAACUAUGUUACAGCACCGCAUCGCAGAGUAUUGUACACCGCGACGAGUGUAAGGUGGCGACGCCGCUGACGACAGCUUUACCGUUUUCGAAGAUACCAGGUCCAAAGGGAGCGCCACUAAUCGGCUCCUUGGUUGACGCGUUGAGAAACGGAGUCCUUGGCAAAACACACGAGUUUUUCCAGUUACGGCAUCGUCAGUAUGGCCCUAUCUAUAAGGAGAGGAUUGGUGGUUACACGUGCGUGGGCCUCAACGACCCCCUGGAUGCCGAGCGUCUGUUUAGAGUCGAAGGACGUUACCCCCGACGCGUCGACAUGGUUGCGUGGGAGAUGCACCGUCGCCAUAGCAACAGAGAGGCUGGAAUACUCGUCUUAAAUGGGCCAGAAUGGCAUCGUAACAGAACAAUCGUUAAUAAGCCAAUGCUCCGCUCUCAUUCCGUCGCACAUUAUACGCCAAUGGUUAACGGCGUCUGUCGGGACCUGGUUGACCAGUGGCGCCAUCACCGGAUAGGAACAACCGUGGCAGAUAUUCGUCAGGAUUUAUUCAACUGGUCGAUAGAGUGUGUCGGAUGCAUCCUGUUCGAUUGCCGACUCGGCUGCCUGGAGAUGACGCGGCGUGACGACAUACAGCAGCUCAUCCAAUCAGUGCACGUGCUGCUAUCGGCGACAGAGAGGCUGUUUGUGAUGCCGCCCGCUCUGGCCAAGCUUCUGAACGUGAAACCUUGGAGAGACAUGGUCGCCGCGUGGGACUACAUAUUUGCGAUCGCCGAGCAACAGGUUAACCAAAGGUUAGAAGUUAUGCGACAGGAGCAGGAGCGGGGCAUCACUCCAUCCGGUUUCCUAGCAACGCUCUACUGCAGCCCGAAAAUUCGAACGGAUGAGAUUUACGGCAACGUGGCAGAGCUGCUUGCUGCGGCAGUCGAGACGACAUCCAACACUAUCCACUGGGCACUGUUCUUGUUGGCCAAGUAUCCGGAAUCCCAGGGGAAACUUUGGAAGGAAAUCUCGGCGGUUAUUUCCCCGGAGGAAGAAGUGACCCACGAUACGCUAGAAAAGCUGCCAUAUCUGAAGGCAGUCAUCAAGGAAACCCUUCGCUUGUAUCCGGUUGGUAUUGCUAAUACUCGCAUGCCAUCGCAAGACAUAGUUAUUCGUGGAUUCUCCAUUCCUGCAGGCAUCGCUUCGUCAAAACGGUCAAACGUGUAA
This is a messenger RNA of Priapulus caudatus, 1539 nucleotides long. Its product is annotated as 1,25-dihydroxyvitamin D(3) 24-hydroxylase, mitochondrial-like. Bases 232 to 1539 code for a protein of 435 amino acids. The transcript is spliced from 10 exons. Gene Ontology annotation, molecular function: heme binding; iron ion binding; oxidoreductase activity, acting on paired donors, with incorporation or reduction of molecular oxygen. The record is from RefSeq and is a predicted model, not a curated record. Lineage: Eukaryota; Metazoa; Priapulida; Priapulimorpha; Priapulimorphida; Priapulidae.